Molecule: messenger RNA, 1530 nt
Organism: Parnassius mnemosyne (clouded apollo)
Lineage: Eukaryota; Metazoa; Arthropoda; Insecta; Lepidoptera; Papilionidae
Source: the annotation of a GenBank genome assembly
AUGUUAGAAAAGUGUUUUUCUGCUUGGAUUUUGUUUCUGUUGUGUUUUGUUUUUGUAAAAUAUCACUGUCAAAUAUGUACAAAAAGAGUUGUAGUCACUCGAUGGCAGCAACAAUCAUACAGGUACACAUACAGGGAGACUUAUCGAGGACAAUGUUGGUACGGCUGCAUUAAAACAAGGAUCGGAUUCUUUACUGAUAAUAGGAUUGUACCAAGAAAAAUAGUUGAGAGUCGUGAAAUUUGCUGCAAUGGAUACAUAGAUGUCAGUAAUACCUCGGAGAGAAUUGAAUGCGAACCCAUAUGUAUGCCAAGCUGCGUGAACAGUACCUGUCAAACGCCUGGGGUAUGUACUUGCAACGAUGGCUAUACGCGCGAUGCAGUAAGUUCCCAUAUUUGUAAGCCGAUAUGUUCAAACGAAUGUUUACAUGGAACUUGCGUAGCUCCGAAUAAUUGUCAAUGCGACUUUGGAUAUAGUCUGAAAAACGAAACAUGUGAACCUAUAUGUACAGAAUACUGUUAUAACGGAACAUGUGUUGCGCCAGAUACAUGUGAAUGCCUUCCUGGCUUUAGGUCAUCAGAAAAUAAUUUAUGCAAACCUUACUGCUCUCGUGGAUGUUCUAAUGGUGACUGUAUCGCUCCUGAAACCUGUAGUUGCUAUAUAGGAUGGUUAAAAAACGAAACAAGUAAUUCAUGUAUUCCACAAUGCGAAACUCCUUGUGGUAAUGGCACUUGUGUUGCUCCAAAUAAAUGCGAAUGUUUUAAUGGAUACGAAAUCGACCCAAAUUAUAAUGAAACUUUGAGUUCAAUGGUUUGUGUUCCAAACUGUAAAAAUUGUGUAAAUGGUACAUGUGUGGCACCAGAUGAAUGCAUUUGUCAACCUCCUUUUAUGAGUAAAUCUUUAACAAAUAGUGCAAAAGAGUGUGAUUGCAUCGAUGAUUGCUCAAACACUUCUUUAAAGUGUGAAAGCACCAUAUGUGUUUUAGAAGAAACAAAACCUUCUACGAUGGCACCGUAUUCUACUACUAAGGACCUAAUUACAAAGCAAUCUAACUUUUACAGCAAAAGUGAUCCUUCUGAAUCUACCAUUGAAUUAUCUGCAACGACCAUGUUUUAUAAUUUUUCCAAUGCAUCAUCAAAAGAAGUUGUACUUUAUACGAAAUCAUUAUUACCUGAAUCUGAUGAAAUAAAUGUUACUACGUCUUCUACAGAAUCAACAAUAUUUGUGAAAACAACACAUGAUAUAUAUAUUUCUAGCAAUAAUACAAAUUUUACAAAAAAUUAUAUGUCUAUGAAAAACGAAAACAAUAGUAAUUGGACUUCGAUGUGGAUUUAUAUACUGAUCGCAUUGUUUGUGCUAAUAGCUUUCCUCGUUAUAAUUAUUGUAGCCAAAAAGAAUUCUAUUGCAAGAUGGUUAAAAGGCGGCAGCUAUGUAGUACAAGAUGAUAAAUUCAAGGAUGUUAGUUCACCUGCCCACACUAUGGACAUGACCUACACGAAUGUGAGGAAUAGAAAUAAGGAUGAAAACAACUGA